Molecule: messenger RNA, 660 nt
Organism: Arachis stenosperma
Lineage: Eukaryota; Viridiplantae; Streptophyta; Magnoliopsida; Fabales; Fabaceae
Exons: 2
Coding region: 1-660 (219 amino acids)
Source: RefSeq, a predicted model, not a curated record
AUGUCUCAACGCAAACUUCCACGAGCCAAAAGAUUCUCAGAGCUUGAGUCCAGGUUCAACAGACUUGUGGAGGAACAACAACAAUCCCGAAGAGAACUAGAAAUCAUUUUUCAUGAGACAGAUGAGCAAUUGGAGAACACAGAGAAACACUUAGAACUACUAAGCAAGGAAAAUGAAGACCAAUUGGUGGAUGCAAAGGAGAAUGUGGAAGAGCAAAAUGAAGAGGCCUUUGAACUAAUUGAAGAUCCCCUUCAAAAAUCCAAAGAAUUGUUGAAAAGACAAGAACAACUCAUGGAGAAACAACAACAAUCCUGGAAAGAGCAAGAGAUCCUCUUUAAGGAAGUGGAUGAGUACUUGGAGAAAGGAAGGAGAAACUCAGAACUGCUAAGCAAGGAAGACAAAGACCAAUUGGUAGAUGUGAAGGAGGAAUCGGAAGAACGAGAAAGUAAGGAAGACACUCAAGAGAAGUCACACUCAAGUGAAGUAGAGAAGUGCAUAGAGGAAGAGCUCACGGAACCAUCAUUGCAAGGGACUCUUGAUGAAGACAAAACUCCAAUAAUCACACAACCACCAAGUGCUGAUAUCCAAGAUGUGAAGGUAGAAGGGGAGAAACUUCAUCCUCCUUCGACAGUGAACCUGAAAGGACCUUCCUUAGACUAA